Messenger RNA from Vespula vulgaris, 8545 nucleotides. It is a transcript of the gene Glut1, whose product is annotated as glucose transporter type 1. The transcript is spliced from 15 exons. Gene Ontology annotation, molecular function: hexose transmembrane transporter activity. Gene Ontology annotation, biological process: monosaccharide transmembrane transport. Lineage: Eukaryota; Metazoa; Arthropoda; Insecta; Hymenoptera; Vespidae. Gene Ontology annotation, cellular component: membrane. The coding region runs from base 1536 to 4283 and encodes 915 amino acids. The record is from RefSeq and is a predicted model, not a curated record.
AUCGGUUAUGUCGAAGCUAGUUAAGUCAGUUGAAAUACGAAUGACUCGACGUAUCGAGAAAUUCUAAGGAAAGAAACAAAUAUCGCGAAGGUCAUUCGGAUAUAAAACGGUGUCAAUCUAAAUUUACGCGCUACUUCGACGAUCAUGCGUACGCUUGUUCGAGAUCCACUUUUUUCUUUUCUUUCUAUUUAAACUUGAAUCGUUCUUUAACUCUGUUACACAAAUGCAGAAACAUUAAUUGCGACGGUUGCAAGGAUAAUUUCUCGAAAUGACAAAGAUAAUGUUAAUGGAGUAACGCGACGUCUCGCAUUGUCAGGGCAACGAAUUAAGUUUUCCCCGUGAUAGGAGAGCCUUACACGGCAUUGCUCUUCAGAGAAUGAAGAUAUCGAUCGACGUGAAAGUCGAUGGGGGAACAAUGUAACUCGUUCUCGAGUUAACGAGUCAAGUUUUUCUUUAAACAUUUAAAGAAUCUCUCCUAGCGAUAAUGCGAGACAAUGAAUGCUCAACACCUGCUGCUUGAUUAUAUUCAACGGUGAAUACAAACGUACAUAUAUGUAGGUAUAUACCGAUCAACGAAAUUAUCUAUUAGAAAUCUUGACAGCUUCAACGCGAGCAGAGCGAUCGUUUUGUUAGUAGGAAACGAGCAGCGCGCAACAAAUACGUACAAACGAUUCCAAGACGGAGAUAGACGUAUCUAUAUUUCGAAAUAAGGAAACUAAACGAGAGCCUCGAAUGUAAAUUCAAAUAGUGAGAGAAAGAGGAGGGCGUAAAUAAUAGUGGUAGGGAGAGAUUCGACGAAUCUCGUAGAGACCUCAAUGGUUAUGCACUCGUUAGUCGAGCGAGAACCGUCGCCGGAAUGACCUCGCUUAUCUAAACUCGCGUUCAAACCUUACUUCUUCCACUCUUACCUCCUUGUCUUUUUUACUUUUUAUCUUUUCUUUUUCUUCUCUUUUCCCCUCCUCCAAGCUCCACCCAGAGAUUCCAACGUUCAUGAGGACGGAUUUACUAGCCUUCUCGUAACGAUCCGUGUGCGCGGUCCGUACGCGAAAAUCUAAUAAUACGCGUGCGUGUCCCAUAUAGAUUCCGUAUUAUUGACGUGUACACACGUACAUACGUGUCUGCGUUUAACGAGUCAAUUGUGUGUACAGGAAAAAGGUAAAAUAAUUCGUAUAUCGAAACAAAGCCGAAGACGAUUGAAUCGAAGAGCGGGCUCUGGUAGAAGAUUGCUAAGUGAUUUAACGGAGACAAAAGCGUCGUCCUCUUUUUCGUUAAUUUUACUUAACAUUGAACGUCGUGCAAGACCAUCCACAGAUUUCCUCGCGUAUCUUGCUUUUCUGCUACUAUUUCAAGGAAAUAAAAUACGCUUGUUUAUUCUUUUCGCGAGAACGGGAGUCAAAACGAUAAGGACCAAAACGAAGACGAAAAGUGAAAUCGUGGCGUACGUCGCUUGGAAAUAUACAUCGAAGAGAGAAACGUUGUUGGCGCCUUGUCUAAUCGCCUGGCACGAUGGCUUGCAAAGUUACUAAGCCCGAACGAUGGCCGAUCCACGCGGCUUCAAACCAAUAAAUCAGUUGUGGCAGAGCGUGGCAGUAUCAACGGAUCCGGAUUCGGAAUACUUGUACGAGGAGAUCUCGGGCCUUUCGGGGUCCCAGGAUACCGAGGCAGGGCCGGCGGGGGCCGCCGUCGUUGGGGAGGAGGAAGAGGGAGAGGAGGAAGAAGAAGAGGGAGGAGAGGGAGAAGGAGAGGAGGAGGAGGAGGAAGAGGAGGAAGAGGAGGAGGACGAGGACGACGAGGAGGAAGAGAGAGGACUUGGACGACGAGAAGAAAUUAAUAGCAGCAGGAGUAACAGAGAUUGGUGGAGAUAUCACGAUACCGAGAGUAUCGGCACCACCAUCAUCGCGACUAGCAAGAAAACAGGCGACUCGAGGUCGCGAAGCAGAUCGGCCGACAGGCCAUCAUCGAGCGAGAGGAAAAAUAUCGGUAGCAGGGUGGAGGAGGAGCAAUAUGCCGCGCGCAGGAGUUACAUGGAGUCCGGUACAGGAGCCGUACUGCCACCUCCUGCGACCGCUCUCAAGCUGACCAGGGGGCGAACAAGCAGCAGCACCGUUGCUCGGUACCUGCACUCGGCCAGUACCAAUACCGGCCAACAUUAUCACCAUCAUCAUCACGGCUUACACAGUCAACAUCCGGCCGGAGGUGCGACCAGGCCGAGCGUCAGGCAUCAUCAUCAACAUCGCUCAAGCCGCGGAUUCUUCAGUAAUGAGACGCAGGAAGAGAUACAGGAGGACGAUGAAGCUACUCUACGGGAGUUGCUUGUAAGUCUGCAGAAACAGGUCAGCGUUAUGAGUAUGAACUUGAGUGCCAAGUUGGACGAGCUGCAGCGGGGUGACCGCCAGCUGGAGACUACUGUCGCCCUGUGUGAGAUACGCACGCAGCUACAGGAGCUCACCAAAAGUGUUGAGUCUUGCCAGAGUGAAGUCAGCGAGGUGAAGAGGGAUAUGGUUGCAAUUAAGCACGAGCUAGACACUGUGCAGCAAGUAAAAGAAGAGAUAGAGGAGUUACGAGAAUAUGUAGAUCGUCUGGAAGAACAUUCACACCGGCGAAAACUCAGACUAUUGGAACAGGGCUUGACAUUUUUCUUAUCGUAUGCAAUAUUGGCGGCUGUUUUGGGCAUGUUGCAAUUUGGAUAUAACACAGGAGUCAUUAACGCUCCCGAAGUGAAUAUAGAGAAUUUUAUGAAAGAUGUAUACAAAAAUAGAUACGGAGAGGAUAUUACUGACGACUCUGUUAAGAAACUGUAUUCUAUAGCGGUGAGCAUAUUUGCGAUUGGUGGUAUGUUAGGUGGUUUUAGCGGAGGAAUAAUUGCCAACAGAUUUGGCAGAAAGGGGGGCUUACUGCUAAACAACGUGCUGGGCAUCGUGGGGGCAUGCCUGAUGGGUUGUACAAAGAUUGCUCACUCUUACGAAAUGUUGUUCUUUGGACGGUUCAUCAUCGGUGUCAAUUGUGGCUUAAAUACCUCAUUGGUUCCCAUGUACAUAUCGGAAAUAGCACCACUGAACCUAAGAGGUGGCCUAGGCACGGUGAACCAGCUCGCUGUUACGGUGGGCCUCCUGGUCUCCCAGGUGCUGGGCAUCGAGCAAAUCCUUGGGACAAACGAGGGUUGGCCUGUUCUCUUAGGAUUAGCUAUCUGUCCUGCCAUUCUACAAUUAUUAUUGCUUCCAAUAUGUCCCGAAUCUCCAAGAUACUUACUUAUUACUAAACAAUGGGAGGAAGAGGCACGGAAAGCUUUAAGAAGAUUAAGAGCUAGCAAUCAGGUAGAGGAAGAUAUCGAAGAGAUGAGAGCAGAGGAAAGAGCUCAACAAGCUGAAUCUACGAUCUCUAUGACAGAGCUUAUAUGUAGUCCAACAUUAAGAGCACCUCUUGUAAUUGGUGUGGUCAUGCAACUUUCACAACAGCUGUCUGGUAUUAAUGCCGUAUUUUACUAUUCUACGAGUUUGUUCACCAGUUCAGGUUUAACAGAGGAAAGUGCUAAAUUUGCAACCAUAGGCAUAGGUGCCAUUAUGGUUGGUAUGACGCUAGUUUCGAUCCCACUUAUGGAUAGGACAGGAAGACGUACCUUACAUUUGUACGGUCUUGGUGGCAUGUUUAUCUUUUCAAUAUUCAUCACAAUUUCGUUUCUAAUAAAGGAGUUUUUUGGUUACGUACAGGAAAUGAUUGACUGGAUGUCCUAUCUAUCGGUCGUAUCGACGCUUAGUUUCGUGGUAUUCUUUGCUGUGGGGCCUGGAUCUAUUCCUUGGAUGAUUACAGCAGAGUUGUUUUCGCAAGGCCCUAGACCUGCUGCUAUGUCCAUUGCAGUUCUUGUCAAUUGGAUGGCUAAUUUUUUGGUUGGCAUUGGUUUUCCAAGCAUGAAGUCUAGCCUUGAAAACUACACGUUCCUACCGUUCAGUGCAUUCCUAGCCAUCUUCUGGAUCUUCACUUACAAGAAGGUUCCUGAGACCAAAAAUAAAACCUUUGAAGAAAUUCUAGCUUUAUUCAGACAUGGUAACGACAGAAGCAGCUUGCGAGACAGCAGACUUUACGGGAGCAUGCUAAACUGUGUGAAUGCAUUAGAGGGACACAUACCGCCAGCAGAGAGUGCAGCCCUGAUGGUGGCAGAAGAGAAGCCACAUCCAGAUUCAUUUGUGUUUGCAGCUGGAUCCGAGCGAUCUUCCGUCGCUCCCGCUCAACCGGAGAGGCCACCGCCCCCGCUUCCCCCGCCACGCUUUCCGAACAGCGGUGUCUGACAAUGGGAAACAACUCCUCUUAAUAUUGGUAAUCUGAUGAUCAUGAACACUCCUAUUCCACUACCAUUGCUACUCACCACGAACAGUCUCAAUCUGGAGAAUCAGCUCUACGAGAUUAUCACGGAGAGUAGCAAAGCUUGUGCGGAUUUUUUGAGAAACAGUUUACGUCGUGCUACGAAUGCGACGAAUUUCGGAUGGAGCUACGUUGAGAACCUGGAACGUGCCAGGACCUACGAAGAAUCCUGAAGAGAGAGAGAGAGAGAGAGAGAGAGAGAGAGAGAGAGAGAGAGAGAGAGAAAGAGAGAGAGAGAGAGAGAAAGUGUGUGUGUGUGUGUUGUGUGAGAAAGAGAGAGAAAGAUAAUUAUAUCGACGAUGAACGAACGCGAAUAGAUCUAGAGAAUUCUCUAAGAAAAGAUACAACGGAUGAAUGAACGUCAAAAAAAAAAGAAAGAAAGAAAAGAAAACGAUUUCUGUUUCGUUAAAAAGAACCGUGAAAAAAGUCAUUUGUGCCUAAAAAGCGACAUGUUUAACAAGAGGAGGAGGAGGAGGAGGAAAAGGAGAAAUAUUCGAAAAAACCGCGAAAGAGUAAUACAUUAUAGUGUGAGGUAUCGAGAGGCACUUUAAAUUUUGAAAAGAGCGUAGAAGAAACUCCUCUCCCCUACCUUCGCCUACUUCUCCACUUGUCUUUCUCCACAUUUCUCAUAUGUUAUCGUCCUUUUCUUCGAUCGUUUAGCAUUUAAAUAAACGCAUAAUACCUUAUCUAUUUUGCAUGGCUGAUUUCAAAGUAAUUGCUGCAAAAUGAGGCUUUUUUCCAUUAUUAUUAUUUUCAUCGAUUUCGAGAAAGAAGAAAUAUCGUUCGAAAGAUUCACGAUUGUUCCUAAUAUAUUCACGAAAAAUAUUGAUUCUUAUCUAACGAUCGCAAAACAGCGAUCAAUCGUGCAACGAAAGAAACUUUUAUGAACUAAAGUACGACCAUUUCUUCUUAUCGAAAUGAAAUUUUCAAAAUUAGACGCGUGCUGCAUUUCUGUGAUCCUUUUGAAAAUUAGUUUUAUUCGCAUAUGAGAGAUGGCGUGACCGGUGCUAAAAACGCAGGUCGCGUUAACCGAUUAGCAUUAAUAAUUGAUUAACAUUAAUGACUGUUAACUAAUUAACGUUGAUGUUUUACGAUUAGAUCGAAUCAAUUUUGCCCAAAAUAUAUUUCAAUGUUAAAAAUAUGAUGAAAUGUAUUGUUUUUUUAUUAAAGAAUAUCAGAAAUUAUAUAUAAAAGCUUUGUAUUCGAAAACAUAAUAUGAAGAUUCAGAAAAUGUAAGUUAGAGCAUAAAAGCGGCGCGCGUCUUGCGCAAGAUUAAUAAAAAGAAGAAAUGGUUCCCGCUUAUAGACAAUUUGUUUUGAACAUUUCUUAGAAGUCGAUACUACUUCGAAGAAAUAUAAAGAUCCAUUUGAUCGCGAUAGCAAACAAAGGCAUGCCUUUUUUUAUUUAAACUCGAACAUUCUAAUCUAAUCGAAACUUAUGACCGUUUGAUUUCAAGCAGUUUUGUGUAAAAAAAAAAAGAAAAAAAGAAAAAAGUGAAAAGAAAAGAAAAGAAAAUCUUUCAGAAUUUACAUGUACAUAAUAUGUAUAUACUUGUAUACUUUAACUAUAUUUAUCGUAUAUCUUUAAUCAGAGAAGUAAAUGUAUAAUAAUUUCGUCUUUCGCAACGAUAACACACCCGUUUUCUCCGUUAAAUUAUCAUAUACGAAGUUUGUCAAAAGGAGAAACAACAUCGUUAAUAUAUUUAAACGGUGCUGCACAGAAUCGACACAACUUUUACUUGAAAUGCCUUGAUUAAAAUCAUUUGCCAUUAUCGUUAAAGAAUUGAUUAACGAUCAUUAUUUAAAAAAAAAAACAUUCGCACAUAAUAAUUAUGAAGAAAAGAUUCUAACAUUUCAAUAUCCGAAACUACUACACUUUUCCUCGUAACAGAGAGAGAGAGAGAGAGAGAGAAGGAGAACAAAGAAACAUUUACGAAUUCAUUCUUCUUUUGUUCUUUGAAAACUGCUUGAAUGCUUAAUACAUACAUACGUACAUAUAUGUACAUAAGUCGGAAGAAAGGAGCAGGACGUUUAGAUUCUUUUGACUACUUCACUUCUCAUCUUUAUGAAACAAAUCUUUCCUAUAGUAAUCGAAGUAAGAGAAUGAACGUGUUCAUACGUUGAAUGAACUCUGAAAUGUAACGGCAUAAAUGCAAUAUGAUAUUUUAGAAUAGCACUCAAGAAAAACUUGAUAAACAAUGAAACUUCGGACAGUACACUGCACGGUAUAAUUUCAAAAAGAUAAAGAUAAAGAUAAAGAAAAAGAGAAGAUAACGAAAAAAAAGAUAAAAAAGAAAAUAAAGAAAAAUCCUAAGCUGUCCACUACAUACAGAAAUCUAUAAAAAAGGCAAUAAAAAAUCAACUGAACCGAAGAUAAACGCUAAAGUAGAUUUCCUUGCAUUUACGCGCGAUGGUAUUAUUAAAUUCAAGAUUACUGGUAUUAUCAAAUUUAACAAUAUUUAAGCUAGGUACAUAUACACGUAUAAAGGUUAUUAGUAACUAAAUAGUUAGUAGUGUUACGUAUCAAGUUAAUGAAAUAAACGAUCGAAGAACAACCUCAAGGAGUCGUAAGAGAAACGUGUGUCGGACGGACGAAAUUGUACGUCUUUUUACUCACGUCUAAUGGCUGUACAAUAAUUACGGACCGCGAGUAUUGCUAGCAUAUCCAUUUUUUAAAUCGUUACAAGCUUAUCAAAAAAUAAUACAUACACAAACACACAGAGAGAGAGAGAGAGAGAGAGAGAGAGAGAGAGAGGGAGAGAGAGAGAGAGAGAGAAGCACAGAGAGAUACACACACGAUGAUGACGACCCUAUAAAAGACAUGUAUUAUAGUUGCAAUUGCUUUGGCUCAAACUAGAUAUGCGUCUUCGAUCGUAAAGCCAACAAGUCGACCCUUCAGUUUUUAAAAAAUUUUGUUUUCUCCUGAUGAUUUUUAUGAUCCGUAAAUACAUCAUCCAAAGAUAUAUUAUUAGAGCAUUCCUUAUCUAUGUUAUACAAUGGAAAUUAUCAAAAAAAUAUACUUUUGAAUUUGUCGCGACAAGACAUACAUAUAUGUUUAGAUCUCUCUUUGAAUCUUUCUACUUACUGAGAAAAGGCAUGCCGCGUUGUGUUCACAAUAUUCAAGAAUGAAACAAAAAAAAUUGAUAAAAAUAUCGUUAAGUGUUCGUUGACGUAAACAUUUCACUUUGGUUUAAGGUUGCACUGAAAUUAUAAAGAAAAUCUUAUUAAAAUUGCACUUAUACAAAUAAUAAAGUACAGUAUACACAAAUCACACGCGCGCGCGCACGCGCACACACACACAUGCACACGAAGAAAAAAGAAAAAAGAAGAAAAAGAAAUAUUGCUUUAAACUACGAACGUCUGACGCACUUAAUCUCGCAUAAUUAAAAAGUUGGACGAUUGGGAAGUGAUACAUACGUGGUGACGAUUAAAUUUAUUCAUAUUCGUUUCUAGCGAAUGAAUUAAUAUAUUAUGCACUUAUUACGAAUUCGAUAACACAAUAGGCGAGGUAGAACGAUCGCAUAAAUAGUUUCGAGUCAAUGAUGCGUAUUGUGCUCAUUGAAUAUUGCAACGUACAUAGAGCCUUACAAAGAAAAACUUGCAAGAGUCCAGCAAAGUGAGCGAUCACAAUAAAGAUUUGUAAAAUAGAUCACUGCCACUUUAACGACUUGCACUCUUAACAGAGUGCCAAUAUUCCAAAUGUGAACGUGUACAAUUGUGUGAAAAGUACUUAUAUUUACAUAUGAUACUAAUUAGUAUUAUAUAAAAUUACCUAGCGUAUGAUAUUAAGAGUGGUAUACAUACAUAGGAUAUGCAAAAGGAAAUCACUGAAUGCAGAGCUAUUAUAUUCCAAAACAAAAACAUUUAUGCCUGCUCAUUUGUAUAUUAUACUUAAAAGUUAGUACAGCCAUAAGUGUUUAUCCGCUAAAAAUGCCAAGUUCCAAUUUCGAUCUGUCAAUAGUAUCUUUAUCUUCUUUUGAUAAAGUUCUUUUCAUCUAAAAGAACGAUAAUUCAUUUUGCUCUUUCAUAUGGCUUCGAUUAAAUCUGAAUAAUGAUCGGAUAUCAAUCAGACAUUUUAAAAUUGCAAAUUAAAUGCAUUCUAUUUAGCAAUGUUAUUUUUACAGUUUCAAAUUCCAUAUUUGUUAAGUAUUGUAUAAUUAAGUUCUUUUUAUAAAUACCCUUAUAUUCUC